AUGGCUUCAAAUAUUAGUUUAAAUAAAGGAAUUCCAGUAUUCAGGGAUUUGGAAUAUCAGUCGAGGGUGCAAGAAAAUGAGACGGAAUAUCCAUUAUGGUGGAGUAAGAAGCAAAUAGUCGAAAGCUUCCAGAACUGCCCCGAGGACACGACCUGGAACAUCUUCAUAUGCGUACUGGUUCUACUGUCGAUAGUAUUUCUGUAUUCUGAAUUUAUCCCGUACUACGAGGUCAUUGAUCUGUCCUAUAACGUGGUCUAUGCGAUACACGUUCUCGGCAUCGCCUACAAUCUCUACGUGAAUAGAGAAAAUACCGAAAUCACUUGCUGUGUUAUUUUUGCGUUUUUCAUCGACUUAGUCACAUACCUCCAUUACUUUUUAACACUCCCUUUUUAUCCGAAAGAGAGUAAACUGGCGGCUUACUAUCUGCGCCUGCACAGGCCUAUCAGAUACCUCUGGGCACUGAAUGACUUCGACUUCAAAAGCAGCAUCAUUGGCACUGCACUCAAGAAUUGUUACAUUUUCUUGGUGCUGCGAGUCACGUGGACCACCAUCUGGAUAUUUUUUCAAGAGGAAGUGGGAGACUACAGGGACUUGGCGUGGCUGCGCGCUCACGACCAGAAACAAAUGACGCACGAGGCAUUAAGUGACCGCAAUGUUAGCCUCUUCUUUGCCAGCCUUUAUCUGGUUAACAAGAUAUUUAUACCUAUUGGGUAA
Messenger RNA from Papilio machaon (common yellow swallowtail), 714 nucleotides. RefSeq lists its product as uncharacterized. NCBI's taxonomy places the organism in Eukaryota, Metazoa, Arthropoda, Insecta, Lepidoptera, Papilionidae. The coding region runs from base 1 to 714 and encodes 237 amino acids. The transcript has 5 exons. The record is from RefSeq and is a predicted model, not a curated record.